UGAGCUUAUCUAUGUUAUCAAUACUCAAGUUAUUUCAAUGCUAUCUAAGAAAAUACUGGGAAUUGAAAAUCUAUCAUUUUUAAACGUAUUUAUUUAUCAACGAGGAACACUUGCUACUUAUUUAUGAAGUACUCAACUGAAUGCGAGUAGGUAAGUAGUCCUCAACAUUCAGCUAUACAUCAUGUUAUUUUCAUUGAUAAACCUCAAGAACUGAUACCUUACCUAUGAAAAAUUUCUCAUACCUUGAAAAAUGAAAAUUUACAACCGUACGUCGUUCACUCUCGAGGAAAAUUCAACUCUUUAUACUCACAAAAAUGAAGACCUACCCAUUUUUUAUCUUCUUUGUAAUGCUCUCAAAUCUAGCCCUCAAUCACGGAGACCAUCGACCCGUAUUUUUACCAAAUUCUACAAAUUUCGAAGAAAUCAUCGAAUGUUCAGGAUUCGUCGAUAAAACACUUUUCAUCGAAGCUUUUUUUCAUUUCGAAUCAAACCCUUACCAUCUUAUCACUCGUCCUCGAAAAUUUGGAAAAACCACAAAUAUGAAUAUGCUGAAACAUUUCGUGCAAUUGGAAGUCGGUGAAAAUGGUCGAAUUAAAAAUCCAAAGAAAACAUCCGCCCAUCGUAUAUUUACCAAUCGAACAUUGAAUUUACGAAUUUCAACUUAUAAUAGAGUCAUCGAGAAGCACUUGGGGAAAUACCCAGUCAUUCACAUUGAACUCAAAGGCGUUAUGAGAAACACUUUCGACGAAACAUUAAAAAAUAUUCGAGAACGGGUACGAAAUACUUGCUCGUCUUACAAAUGGAUGAUUCCAAUUUUACUCGAGAAAAAUCAACACAAGAAUGACCCAAAUAUUGCUCAACAAAUUCGAUUUUUAAAAAAAGCGAUUCAUGGAACGAUGAAUUUAGAUAUUUUAAUAAAAAGCUUAUCCUUGCUGGCGAAAAUAUUGCUGAAUUAUUUUCGCAAAAAGCUUUUCGUAUUUAUAGACGAUUAUGACGUAGCUUUAGAUUAUAGCAUAAGAUACGCGCAUGAAGUGAAAUACGAUCCUACUAAAAUAACUCAUAUGUUGAGCUCUAUGAUAGAAAAAUUAUUCAACGAUCAUUUGGCAGAUAUAAAAUACAUCAUGAUCACCGGUUUAACUUACAGCUUCCCUUCGAUAUUCUUCAAUUACCAGAUUUCUCUAGAACAUCACAAGUUCCUGAGUUCUUUCGAAAUGGCUUCGUUCUUCGGAUUCACCGAUGAUCAAGUGACAGAUCUUCUGGUUCGUCACGAAAUCGACGAAAAUGAAAAAUACCAACUCAGGGAAUUCUACGAUGGUUACCGAAAUCCCGAAUGGGGCAUCACUUUGUACAAUACGAACAGCGUGUUGAACUAUUUAGCUUCGUUUGAGGCCGAGAAAAUUACCUAUCCUUUAUCCUGGAUAGACCCAGGUUCGUUGGAUUUCAUGCUAAAAGCUUUAGAAAAUCCCAACAUUUAUACUUCCUGUUUACAAAUUUUGAUGGCAGAACCAAACCAUUUUUUGUCUCAAACCUACGCCAAAGAAACUCAUUUGAUAAAGCUAGGAAGUCGCUUGAAAAAUAAUUCUACCCUGGGAAGAGACAAAGCAACUGCCUUCAUCUGGUACUGUCUGGAAAAUGGAUACAUUACGAAUUCCAAAGCCAAAACUGGACCACCAAUACCUCUUCUUUCUUUUUCUAAUAAAGAAAUGGAAAUAGAAUUCACUAAAAUAUUAUUUCGAUUUUACCAUUCACACGUGGGUAGAAUGACAGGUCCACUAUCUCGUGCAAUGAAGAAUUUAAUCAACUUCAAACGUAUUGACGAGGAAGUGUUUAAUUUAAAAUGUCGACUCGAGAAGCUUAUUAAUUCGCAGUUUCAAUUCGAAGGUUGCGAUGAGGAACUGCAUUACUACGUUUUAAUUUAUUACGUUGUGAAGUUACAUUUCAACGAUGUUUUUACGUACGUGAAAAAAGAUGAAAAGGACGAUCAAAACGAUAAUACGUAUUACAUCGUAGCAAAUACAAAUAGAACUAAAUCAGCUAUAAUUGCUUUAAAAUAUCGUUAUGGUGUUGGAAAGGCUCUAAAAUGUGCUUCCAAAUUUGAAAACAAAAAGUUUGUCAGCGAAGACAAAAUUUUCUCCUAUAUUGGUAUAAGAAUUGACCUGCAAGAAAAAUGUGCCCGCGUUGCAUAUUUUUCAUCGAUUGAUCAUAAAAAAAUUGCGUGCUGAUGGACAGAAGUUCAUAGCAAGUACCUACCUAAGUGAAAGUGGAGAGGAAUAAAACGUAUAUCUACAUAUUAUGAUGGGGAAGGAGGGGGGGGGGGGUAAACAGUUUAUGUGAUGUGAAAUUACAAGAUGUUCUUAUAUUAAAAGAAUGCCAAAAUAAAAAAUUCCAACUUAUGCAUCAAACAAAA
Planococcus citri (citrus mealybug) is the source of this 2407-nucleotide messenger RNA. RefSeq lists its product as uncharacterized. Bases 315 to 2222 code for a protein of 635 amino acids. The transcript is spliced from 2 exons. Lineage: Eukaryota; Metazoa; Arthropoda; Insecta; Hemiptera; Pseudococcidae. The record is from RefSeq and is a predicted model, not a curated record.